Aspergillus ibericus CBS 121593 is the source of this 1827-nucleotide messenger RNA. RefSeq names its product DUF4470 domain-containing protein. The coding region runs from base 146 to 1615 and encodes 489 amino acids. The transcript is spliced from 7 exons. The record is from RefSeq and is a predicted model, not a curated record. NCBI's taxonomy places the organism in Eukaryota, Fungi, Ascomycota, Eurotiomycetes, Eurotiales, Aspergillaceae.
ACUAGGUGCUUUGUUUAUCUUGUCUGUCCCUGGACAAUAUCAUCUGUCUCACCUACACCCGCCUAUUCGUAUUCGAGCUUCACGGUUCACAACGCCUUUCAAAACCUUGAUCUUUGUCACUUAUGACCAGAGCAUCUGCAUCAAGAUGGCCAGCCCAAAGCUUGUCUGUGCUAACUGGCACCCUGACCACACCGACUGUAAGAAAGUGGGCAAGUAUACAUGCAAGAACUGCUAUCUUGUCAACAUGGCAGCCGGCCUGGGCCCUCGAGCAACGAGAACCGUCUUUGUUGGAGGGGGGAUGGGAGCAUCCUUUGGGAAGAACAAAUAUCUCUGGGGUAAUGUCCCUGCUAUCGAUAUUCUGCAACUCGGACCAAAUGAAGGAAAAGAAUAUGAUCGACCCCUGCGCAUCUUAUUUGCGGCAUCGGGGGAUCUUCGCAAUCUUGUCAAAACCAUUGCCCAACUUCUGAGUAGCUACAACCAUUUUCUCGAGAUUACACUGCAUGAUCUCGACUUUGACGUUGUGGCGCGGAAUGUCAUCUUGCCUCUUCUCUCUAUGACCGCCGAGGAAGCAGACGAGGCAGUCGACAAUAUUAUUCAUCUAUGGUACUCGGCUUUCAUGCGUGAAUCAGACAUUGGCUAUCUUCAGCGUCGAGUUCAUCCUCUCGUUGAAGACGUCUUCGUCCUUAAGAAAUUAUCAUGGGACCGUCUUUUAUCUUUUAUUAAAGUGCCGGCUGGCCCGACAGUUGAACGCGCACGAGCUAUCCGCGCAGCCAACACUCUAGCUGAAUCACGGCGAGACUAUCGCGAUCGACACAUGUGUUGCCUUCCGCCCUCUCAUCGAAUUGCUUUCAACAAAUUCCGGGAAGAUGGUCUCCUCCUGCCAUUUGGACACCCGCGCCAUGAAUUUCAAGUGCCCAACCCGACGUUCUUCCAAACCCACAAUAGCUGGCCCAUGAAGGAUGACGCUGAUCCUCGGAGUGGGUGGUCACCCAAAGAGGUGUCUGACAUGUCAAGUGGGCCUGCAACUGCUGAUCUUUACGGAAAGCUCUUCUUGCACAUUCGCGGAAUGCUCCAGACUUUUCUUGGCCGACUUUCCCAUUUGAAUUGUUCUCUUACACUCUUCCAGCUCGAUGCCUCUCGACUUCCGGGGCAUCUCAUAAGCAACUCUUUCAGUCGAAUUGAGGUGUCCAAUAUCUCGGAUGCCGGUUAUCUGGGAAUACACGAGGCGCUAUUCUCCAUGCUGCCUUUGCUUCAAACUCCUCUCGAUAACCCACAUGCAACUCUAAUCACCCUCUUUAUGAACGCUGUUGAAGAGUCCUUGACCAUCCAAAACAGACUACAUGACAUGGCUACAAAUGUUACACAGGAACGUCUGUUAAGAUACCUUCCCUCUAAUAGACUUUCAAGUACCUUCCGUAGUCUGGAGACUGUCAAACUCGCCCUUGCUUACCCCAUGGUCACCUCCUAUGAUUAUGCCUUUGAUCGCUACUCGAAUACUUUUCGCUUCCGUGAGUUCGGUCAUGUGUUGGGUGCGGCGGUCAAAGAAAGACACACUAUUGUCGACAAGUGGCCAUUCAGACUGAAACUGUCAACCAGGCGCACAAGAGGAGUUUGACCGGUGCAUUGCCACCAAUAACACGGGCAAGGAGCGCUAUGUAGAGUGGCAGGGGGUUCGUGGCAUACCUUGAGGAAUACGCUUCCAAGUUUCUUGGAUGUGUCGGACUUUAGCAAAGCUUACAUUUCUGCCCGAAAAGAAUUCGCGGAAGCCUAUUGAAAGUCGUCCAGCAGCAUCAGUGAGCUUCGAUGCUGGAGGAGCGUGUUGGAGCC